Coccidioides immitis RS is the source of this 1429-nucleotide messenger RNA. RefSeq lists its product as uncharacterized. The record is from RefSeq and is a predicted model, not a curated record. The transcript has a single exon. Gene Ontology annotation, molecular function: zinc ion binding; DNA-binding transcription activator activity, RNA polymerase II-specific. Lineage: Eukaryota; Fungi; Ascomycota; Eurotiomycetes; Onygenales; Onygenaceae. Gene Ontology annotation, biological process: regulation of transcription by RNA polymerase II. Bases 115 to 1215 code for a protein of 366 amino acids.
AUCGCAAGUUGCCUACGUAUUCUCCUCUGAGCUGCCGCGCCUCAUGCAACUGCCUGCAGCGAUCCGAUAGUGUGAAAUUCGAGUUCGCCGUUGAGCAGCAUCCUAAGGAUCAACAUGCCGAAACGACGGGCUUAUCAUAAAGUUCGAGGGGCUUGUUUGACGUGUAAAGAGCGAAAAGUUCGCUGUGGCCUCGAGCGACCAACAUGCAAAAAUUGCAGCAGGCUCUCUCGGCCCUGUGCUUAUGCGACUCCAGCAUCCCGGCAGGAAGGCGCACAGUUGCCGCUCAAAUGUGAUAGCUGUCGAUCCAGGCCAAUCAACGAUGUGCAGCUAAUGCAUCACUACACUGCCUACACUUAUCUGGCGAUGAGCAACAAUCCGGUCCUCAUUUCAUUAUGGAAAGAGGUCGUGCCGAAGCAUGCGUUUCAGCAUCGUUUUUUGCUUCAAGGGCUCCUUGCUGUAACGGCGCAGCACAAACUCCGAGAUAAAAGUGACGAUCCAACCGACCUGAUUGACAUAGCAAAUAUCUAUCAACAAGAAGCUUUAUCAACGUAUAUCAGCCAGCUCAACGAUAUCACCGAGGAGAACUGCCAUGCGUUGUUUGCAUUCUCGCAAGUGAUAGUGGGAAUGUCAUACUCCCGGAUGAGCUCAGGCCUCGGGGAAGUACGCAUAUCUUCGUUUAUCACCAAUAUUGUCGAGAUUUUUGAGCUGCUCAAGGGAGCGCUUGUAGUAGCCAAGGAAGCUAUAACGUGGCUACGUGCCGGUGACCUGGAGCCAAUGUUGGGCCCCAGGCCCGAAGUGCCGCUCGUCCGGCCCUCUGCACCGCAGCACUCUUGUGUUGGAGAGUUGUCAAAACUCUCGGAUUAUAUUUCUGGGCUUAUGGAUAGCAGUGUCGAAUCCAAGGCCCGCGUGGAGAGCCUUUUAUCAACAAUCCAGCUUCUGUAUACUCUGUUUUACGAUGAUUGUGAGCCAGCCGAUCGAAUGAAUAAGAUUGUCGGUCUCCCUAUAUACUUCGACUCCAAGUAUAUCGAUCUCUUAAGAAACUUUGAUCAUGCUGCGCUAGCGAUUCUAUCCUACUAUGGUAUUGCGCUGCAUCAGAUUCGCCACAUAUGGUAUCUUGAUGCCGUAGGGGCCAGAGUUGUGGAGGCCGCAGCAACUUUAGUCGGCCCUGGAUGGUUCCCAUUUUUGAGAUGGCCACAAAUGGAAAUUGGUUCAUAGACCUACGAUGAUGAUGUGUAUAGUUAUCGCCAGUUUUAUGACUACUGAAAGGUCGAAUAUUGUUCUUAUUUAUGCGGUGGAUGAACACGAAUGGCGAGCGGAUUCUCAAAGCUGGUCAAGGCUGGUCUAGUGCUGCAUAACUUCAAAGGACUCAUAUGCUCCUCAGAACUCUAUCUCUAGCACGUUUGAAAACACCUAAGUUUGAGUUCCAACG